Penaeus vannamei (Pacific white shrimp) is the source of this 2184-nucleotide messenger RNA. Lineage: Eukaryota; Metazoa; Arthropoda; Malacostraca; Decapoda; Penaeidae. The record is from RefSeq and is a predicted model, not a curated record.
AUGCUUUUCCAGGCACCUGUCCUGCCUUCGUUACCCGCGUUACCCAAGCCCGUCCCCAUUACUGCUGCACCGGCCGUCAGCACGUCGCAAGUUCAAGUGCUGAAGCCUGACCCGUCUUCGUGGGGUUUCGGGUGGUUUCAGGACCUUCUAAAGCCUUGGAACUGGAAUUCUCUUCUGCCAGACAAAACCUCCCUCCUGCCAAGCCUCGUAGGAAAUGGGGGAUUAGGAACACUAGGAGACAAGGUAAGCCUCCUUGGUACCGGAACCACAGGUCAAGGAUCCGGGCUUGUCCUCCCCACGCUGCCGGGGCUCAACAAGCCUCUCGACGCACUGACUGGCGCACAGGGAGCGGGAGACUCAGGGGUGACGAACAGCGGCAUCUUCAUCGGUCAGCCUCCCAACCUGUUGCCCAGUCUGUCUAGUCUGGGUCUGCCUGGCUUUGGUCUUAACAAACCCAGUUUGGAUCUGUCGAGCCUCAAGCCAGUCACCAGCGCGCCAGUGCCGUCCAAGUCGGAGGUUCUGGUCAUCCAGUAUCCAGAGUUCAUCAAGACCAUCGGCCAAGGCAUCAGCAAGAUGUCCAACGCCAUGACGGACUUCGGGCUGAGCGUCACCAACAGCAUCACCAACAAGCUGUCCUCGGGCUUCCUGGGCUCCACCACCGCGGCCUUGGGCUCCGGCGUGGCCUCCAUCAUCCCCCUCGAGGACGUCUCGGACUCCAUCAACCACAACAAGGGCAGCGGCAGCCCCCAGGUCGGCGACGUGUCCAGCCUCGGCCCCGGCCUCUUCAUCCCCAACGCCCUGCCUAACAAGGGCGCCAACGGCCUGGGCCUCGGAGGGCUGCUCGGAGGGGGCGGCGGCCUCCUGCCCAACAAGGACCCCAACACCCUGGGUAGCCUCCUGAGCGGGGGCGGCCUGGGGCUCAACAAGGGCACCAACGGCCUGGGCAGCCUGCUCGGCGGCGGCGGCCUGCUCGGCAACAACAACAAAGGGGACCUGGGCGGCCUCCUCGGCAACAACGUCCCGCAGACGCCCGGCCAGUCCACGGUCUACGUCCAAAAGAACAGAAAGUGAUGCGCGGGCUCGUGCUAGUCUCGGUGCUCUCAGUUUAGUGAAACGGCCCGUCUCGCUGCCUUAGACUUACUCUUAAUGAAGGAAUCCGAGUUUUCUCGGUUAUACAUAUGUAUGCAUAUUUAUUAGAGUGUAAUGUAUAUAAAUCACCUAGGUUAGUUAUGUAUGAAAGAGAUGAACUGCCAAUUCUUACAGCUGCAUCGGAUGUGAAACUGAAUUAACCUUUGUUUCGUGACCAGUAUUUCAAAACUGACUAAGCUGUUUAUGAUGCAACUUUUUCUCACCGUCGCUUUAUGUUUAUAAAAAAAAAAAAAUUAUCUUUCAAAAUGAUCCUGUCGAUCGCCUCGGAAGAAAAACUUCAAAAAAUGUCUUCAAUAUUUGCAUAGUUUUUCGACUUAUUUCCGACUCUGUAUAACGGCGUAAUUCAACGAGUGAGAAUAAGUAUUGUAACCUUUCUAUGUUACUAGAUUUACAGAAAGCGCACGGGUGUCGUCACAAAUGAAUUAGAGAAAAUACAUAUGCACAAUAACUCAUAUAAAAAUCCUAUACAUAUACAUAUAUGUUUAGGAUUUUCCGUCGUCAGAAGCCAAAGCAAACACCCCUGCGCUUUGGAAAAAAAAAUUGCUCAGAGACAAUCAAGUCCACUUAACUUCCGCUUUUCUGUUAUCUUAUCAUCUCUACAUAACUUUAUCAGAAUCACGGGUCCCUAUUUCCCUUAUCUGUGCUCUCUGUUUAUUUUUAUUCCAGUAACCUCAUUGUUGUUGUUAUUGUUAUUGUUAAUGUGGUUGUUUUUAUUUUUAUACUACAAUAGAAUAUUAAGAUGCAGUCAUUUUCAAAACAGCAAAAAUGCUGUUCGGUGAUCACACUUUUUUUUUCUCUCCGCGUGAUGAAUCAAUUUUAUUUUGUCUGUUUGUGGUUACAUAUUGGCUAUUUAUUUGUUGUAUUACACAUUAAUUUGUUAUAUUCUACAUUAACUUAUUACCUACCGACCAUGGGCAAUCCUUCGGGAAUUCAUGGCAUGUGUGAGGUGCAAAUUACUAUUUAGUAUUUAUGAGAUUAGAUGUUUACUUUUGCAAUGUGUGAAUAAAGCCUUUUUGGGUUCCCUGCGCGACUGUG